Molecule: messenger RNA, 348 nt
Organism: Adineta ricciae
Lineage: Eukaryota; Metazoa; Rotifera; Eurotatoria; Adinetida; Adinetidae
Source: the annotation of a GenBank genome assembly
AUGAUAACUAUAUCAAUAAAUAUUUGCUUUAUACUGAUUUUCUUAUUCAGUUUAUCAUUCUAUGAAGUGAAUAGUACUCUGUGUUCUGAUAUAUCUCAAUAUGGUCGAUGUUCAACGAAUAGUGCUUGUGGUUGUUUUCCUAUGAGUGGUGCUGAUAAUGUUGGAAUAUGUGGUUUUCUUUGGACAAGUUGUUCAACUCUUGAUCUAUGUGAUUCUGUAACUAAUGCUUGUGCUAAAGAUGAACAUAUUUGUAUUCAUCAUCCACGAUGUCAUGUAAAACCUGUUUGUUAUCCAGCAUCAAUGAUUAGUUCACGAGUUUGUCCACCACUAGCAAGUAAGAUGAAUUAG